GCUGACACUCGGGUCUGCCUAAGCGCGAAAAUUGAAUUCGGAUUCGGAAAGAACCUGAACAACACAAUCUUGCUCGCUGUGUACGACGACGACAACGACACUUCUACCCUCAUGCCCACUGGCUCUCCCUUGCCAUCACCAAUGGCCUUGAAGAGGUCCUCACCGCAGCAGUCGAUGUUCAAGAAACGGUCGUCGCAGUCGCUGUCUCACAUGGCCUCGGCGGCAUCCUAUCUAUCUGCACUGUCUCAAGCGGACGCUCGUGCACGAAGCAGUAACGGUCGGUCGCCUACAUCGACACCGGCGUUGUCCUUGUCGUCGUCGGUCACUUCGUCGUCGGAAGACACUGUACUGAACGAGUACGAUGAACUCGACAAUAGCGACGGUCUGGUCAUUCCUGCACGUCCACCCACGUCUGAGCAGGUUUUCACCACCGUUCACUCCGAGUUUGGACACUGUGCCAACGAAGAAUAUCGCUGCGUCUCCCAGCAUACCCCCGGUACUACUGUCCCCGGCCACGUCGAGCAGGACCCUCCCUACUACAUCCUUCUUUCAACGUACAUUAGCUACCUCAUUCUAAUCUGUCUUGGUCACUUCCGUGAUUUCUUUGGAAAGCGUUUCAAUCCAUCUGCCUACCGACAUUUGAUGCCUCAUGACGGAUAUGCCCCUUUGAAUUCAGAUUUUGACUCUUUCUACACUCGUCGUCUGAAAUUGCGCAUGGACGAGUGCUUCUCUCAACCAAUCACCGGUGUUGCAGGUCGUACCAUACAGCUCUUAGAUCGCUACUCUCCUGAUUACAACCACACCCAAAUCCUCACCGGAUCGCGUACCCGUGCGCUUAAUAUCUCUUCAUACAAUUAUCUCGGCUUUGCACAGGCCCGAGGUGGCUGCGCCGACGUUGUGGAAGAGACCAUCAAGCGCUAUGGCGUGACAACAUGCGGUACGCGUCUGGAAGGGGGGUCAAGCGAAUUGCACACAUAUAGCGAGGCACUUGUUGCUCAGUUUGUCGGAAUGGAAGACGCGUUAAUCAGCUCCAUGGGUUUCGCGACUAACUCGACUUUGAUCCCUGCGCUAGUCAACAAGGGCUGCCUGGUUAUCUCCGACGAACUUAACCACGCCUCAAUCCGUUUUGGUGUACGUUUGAGUGGGGCAAGUGUGCGCACGUUCAAGCACAAUGAUAUGGCGAACCUGGAGUCGCUUCUCAGGGAGGUCAUUAGUCAAGGCCAGCUCAAGACUCACAGGCCAUGGAAGAAAAUCUUACUUAUCGUGGAGGGUUUGUACAGUAUGGAAGGCACUUUGGUCCACCUUCCUGCGAUAAUGGAGUUGAAGCGAAAGUACAAGUUUUAUCUGUUUGUUGACGAAGCACACUCUGUAGGCGCUCUUGGUCCUCAUGGCCGUGGUGUGGCGGAUUACUUCAAUAUUGACCCUCGCUCUAUUGACGUACUGAUGGGUACAUUCACAAAAUCAUUCGGUGCCGCGGGUGGAUACGUUGCCGGCAACAAGACGCUUAUCGACCGCCUUCGUCUCCGCGGUUAUUCUGGAGCCUAUGCCGAGGCCAUGACCCCUGCAGUGCUAACCCAGAUUAUCGCCAGUAUGGCUAGUAUCAUGGGUGUCAAUCUACCUCCACCUGCGACCUCGUCUCGACACGGAAGUGUUGGUCCUACCGACGAAAUAUAUCAGCACCCUGGCCCCGCACCAGCAAGCUCACUUCCUUCAUGGAUUACUCUUCCACCUGCUUUGUCUUCUGGCGAAGAGGGACAUGACCGGCUACGUCGUCUCGCCUUUAAUUCGCGAUAUCUCCAUUCUGGUUUGGUCAAGCUCGGCUUCAUCACCUACGGCCAUCCAGCCUCUCCAGUUGUUCCCCUUCUGGUGUUCAAUCCCGGCAAAAUGAAUAUGUUCCACAGGAUGAUGAUAGAUAGGAAAACUCCCAUUAUUGUCGUAGUGGUUGCCUAUCCGGCUACUCCAUUGGUCACGAGUCGCGUCAGGUUCUGCGUGAGCGCGGCACAUACAAAGGAGGACAUUGAUUGCAUCUUACGAGCAUGUGAUGAGGUCGGUGAUAUCCUUGACUUGAAGCAUGGAAUCCGCAAAUCGGAGAGGUGGGCUAUCGAGGAUAUUGUCGAUAAGGCUGUUGAGUUGGCCAUUAAUGCAUGUUGAACUUUUUACGCGAAGGCAUGAACUCGGUAAUCUAUGUUACAUAGAUGAGUGCGCGCUGGGAUGAUGAUGACUUUUUACUUUCAGUACUUUAUUCUCUUGUCGAGUAUUUAACGAAUCUAUCUGUGACAUAUAUACCUUUUCCUGUACAAAGUCGACGAGUUAUACCUUCAUAAAAUAAAUAAGUAAAAUAAUAACAUUAAGUAUCUC
Molecule: messenger RNA, 2358 nt
Organism: Desarmillaria tabescens
Lineage: Eukaryota; Fungi; Basidiomycota; Agaricomycetes; Agaricales; Physalacriaceae
Product: serine palmitoyltransferase 2
Exons: 3
Coding region: 112-2151 (679 amino acids)
Biological process (GO): sphingosine biosynthetic process; ceramide biosynthetic process
Cellular component (GO): serine palmitoyltransferase complex
Molecular function (GO): serine C-palmitoyltransferase activity; pyridoxal phosphate binding
Source: RefSeq, a predicted model, not a curated record